UUCUGCCGUUCGUCUCGGCCUCUCCGCCGCUGUCUGGGUCCUGAACGCGAGGCGGGAGUCUCCUGCGGCACCCCCUUCCAUCGCAGUGGGAGUUCCCGCGCAUCCUGGAAGAGAGGACCCGGCCACUUCCGCCUACCGGGACCGGACCGCAGCAGCCACCAUGGUAGGGUGGGGGGCGCCGGGCGCUGCCGAGCCGGGUCGGGAGUGGACCGCCACGCUGCGCCCGUACCUGAACGCGGUGCGCGCCACGCUGCAGGCCGCGCUGUGCCUGGAGAACUUCUCCUCGCAGGUGGUGGAGCGACACAACAAACCUGAGUGGAAGGUCAGAAGCAGCAAAGAGCUGCUGUUGCAGCCGGUGAUCAUCAGCAGGAAUGAGAAGGAGAAGGUCCUCAUCGAGGGCUCCAUUAACUCUGUGCGUGUCAGCAUCGCAGUGAAGCAGGCUGACGAGAUUGAGAAUUUAUGCCACAAAUUCAUGCGCUUCAUGAUGAUGAGGGCUGACUUCUUCAUCCUGCGCAGGAAGCCUGUGGAGGUGAGGUGGUGGAGAGGGGCAGAGCAGCUUCACACUCUGUUCUUGGCAAUGGAAGGGUCUCCAGUGCUGGACUGGGGUGUGAGAUCAUGUGGCUGGUGGUGUGGGAGCUCAUCCGGCAAGCAGCACCUGCCACUCCUGGCCACCAUGGUGGCCACCAUCCCUUGCUCAACUUCUGAGCGGCUCAGGAGGGCCAAGCUGCAUGUGAAGAGGGCCAUCGAGUCUCACCUGGUGCAGGACCAGGUGCCAUACUUCAUCUGGACCAACCACUGCAGCGCCGUCAAUGUGCGGCUGUUGCGGCUGGACCAGGGUGCUGAACCACUACACCCGGGUAGACGCUUUUGCCACCAAGCUGACCCUGACACCUUCUUCCCUCGGUGCUACCGGCUGGGGGAUGCAGAGGAGCGGCAAGCCUUCAUUGGGGUCCCACCAUCACUGUGUACCCCAGGCAUAGUCUGCACAGACCGGCUGGAGGAGGUGCUGCGGCUGGCAGGCGGCCCUUCGGCGCAGGCAAGCAAGUGGGUGGUGCAGAAGUACGUGGAGCGGCCGCUGCUCGUCUUUGGCACCAAGUUUGACGUUCGGCAGUGGUUCCUGGUGACCGACUGGAACCCGCUGACCGUCUGGUUCUACCGAGACAGCUACCUGCGCUUCUGCUCCCGACCCUUCUCCCUGCACUGCCUCGAACCCUCUGGGCACCUCUGCAACGUCUCCAUCCAGAAGUGGUUCAGAACAGCACAGGGCCAGCAGCACCCACAGAUACCCCCUGACCUGAUCUGGUCCUGCCACCAGUUCCAGUCUUACCUGGAAGAGGUGGGGCAGGCAGGUGCCUGGCAUGAGGUGAUGGUGCCUGGCAUGAAAGUAGCAGUGGUGGGUGUCCUGCGCAGCACCCAGCACCUGGUGGGGGCCCGCAAGAGCAGCUUUGAGCUUUACGGGGCUGACUUUCUCUUUGGAGAGGAUUACCAGCCCUGGCUGCUGGAGAUAAAUACCAGCCCCACCAUGGCCCCCUCCUCAGUGGUGACCAGCCAACUGUGUGCCAGAGUCCAGGCGGACACACUGCGCGUGGUCAUCGACCGCAAGAACGACCCUGCCUGCCUCCCCGGUGCCUUCGAGCUCAUCUACAAGGAGGCAGCUGUGCCCAUGCCCCUGUCUGUGAGGCUGAAGCUGACAGUGGAAGGCCACUUCCCUGAGGAAGCGUCAGCUGGCUCAGGAGCGAUCCCAGGGCAAGCUCCCCAGUGCUGUCCCCACUGUCCUCCUGCCACCUUGGUGUCUGUUCUACCACCCCCAAAAGAGCCUGGAAGCCCCACAGGCAUGCCUGCCAUCCUCUGCCAGGGUGCUGCACCUACCUGGGCUGGCACCCUGCCACCUAGAAUCCCAGGGCAGCUGAGCCCCAUUGCAGGAAGGAGGGCACAUGGCAGCGCCCAGGCAUACACAUAA
Pogoniulus pusillus (Red-fronted tinkerbird) is the source of this 1960-nucleotide messenger RNA. Its product is annotated as tubulin tyrosine ligase 3-like. Gene Ontology annotation, molecular function: protein-glycine ligase activity, initiating. Gene Ontology annotation, biological process: cilium movement; cilium assembly; protein polyglycylation. NCBI's taxonomy places the organism in Eukaryota, Metazoa, Chordata, Aves, Piciformes, Lybiidae. Gene Ontology annotation, cellular component: actin cytoskeleton; microtubule cytoskeleton; Arp2/3 protein complex. The record is from RefSeq and is a predicted model, not a curated record.